Messenger RNA from Scheffersomyces amazonensis, 2379 nucleotides. RefSeq lists its product as uncharacterized. The record is from RefSeq and is a predicted model, not a curated record. The coding region runs from base 270 to 1988 and encodes 572 amino acids. Lineage: Eukaryota; Fungi; Ascomycota; Pichiomycetes; Serinales; Debaryomycetaceae. The transcript has a single exon.
GAAGAUGAAGGAAAAUGAGAUCGUUGCAAAAAUAAAGUUAGCUCAAGAAUGUAGGCACGAGAUUUAAGAUACUUCAUAUUCUCUUAUAUUUUAUUUCAGUAUAUGUAUAUGUGUAUGAACUCUAACACACUAUGUAAUUAUAGUAUUCUCUAAAGCCCCUCAGUUGAUUAUAUAUGAGGAAUCUUUCAAAAUGAAUGUUAUUUAUAUGGCUCCCAAUGCCUCGAAUGUUGUGAAUUUUUAUCAUUAUUUUGUACAUUAAUUUUUACAGCAUGUUUCCAUACAUUAUUAUAUUCAUUUCGUUUUUUUCAUGGGCUCUGACUGCUGGUCUACUCACUGCUAAUGCAAAACUAUAUGCAAAAGGUACAGUCUCUUAUGUUGAAUUGCUACUUGGAUAUCUCACAGUGAACAAUACAAUUUACUUUGCAGCUGAUGCAAACUCCCAGAUCACAUUCAAUGUAGAUAAUGAUACUUCAGCUCUUUAUACCAACGAUGGUAAAUAUUGUAUUGUUCUGAACACUACUUUCUUCAAUUUUGCUGAUACUCCUGGUGCACCAUCAUUUCAAAUAGUAUCUGCAGAUGACCGUCUCCAGCUCACUUACAACAACGGUGGAGAUAUAUAUUUAUGUGCAUCAAAAUCCUUUGACAGUGAAGUACUUGCUACUACUGUGGCUGUUAUUCCUGCACUUUGCGAAAUUGCUUACUUGUACUUUGAUGAUGGAGCUGUUCUUGUUAACCCCCCUACUGAACCAACUGAACCUACUGAACCAACUGAUCCUACUGAUCCUACUGAUCCUACUGAUCCUACCGAUCCUACUGAUCCUACUGAUCCUACUGAUCCUACUGAUCCUACUGAUCCUACUGAUCCUACUGAUCCUACUGAUCCUACUGAUCCUACUGAUCCUACUGAUCCUACUGAUCCUACUGAUCCUACUGAUCCUACUGAUCCUACUGAUCCUACUGAUCCUACUGAUCCUACUGAUCCUACUGAUCCUACUGAUCCUACUGAUCCUACUGAUCCUACUGAUCCUACUGAACCAACUGAACCAACUGAUCCUACUGAAGAACCUACCGAACCAACUGAACCAACUGAACCAACGGAACCAACUGAACCAACUGAUGAACCUACCGAAACCAGCGAACCUGUUGAAGAUAUUGAAAUUCCUGAGGGAGUGGAGCCUGCUCCGCUUGUCGCUGUUAGUGAAAAUGGUAUCAGAAUAUCAUUAAGGACUCUUGAAGUUUUAGAAAACGCAAAUGAUAGUGCUUCUGGCAUCCUGAAACGUGAAGACAGUAUAGCAGUUCCAGAAGUUACUUAUUUGGUGAUUGGAACUGAUGAUGAUUCUGCAUUUUACAUCCUCGAUGGCAAGCUUUACAAUAUAGAAGGUCUUGUGGCCGGUAAUGAACACUCGACAUUUAUUACCUUUGCAUCCGAGGGAGGAUUAACAGGAUUCGAUAUCUCUGAAGAUGGCGAUUUAUAUUUCAGAGGAGAUGACACAUUCUAUUAUUGCUAUUUGGAUGGAGGAAAUACUACUUUCAGAGCAAUUUCCCUUGAAGAUGUCGGAUCUUGUAAUGACACUUCACUUAUAUUAGAAGAUAUUAGUGCUGAGGAAGAGGAAGAGGAAGUUUCUACGUGGAUCACUACUGUUUUUCUCCUCACUGAAACUAGUACUAUAACCGAAUGUCCAUCAACAGUGACCGAUUGUCCAGACUUCUCCACAAUCGUCCAUACUAUUACUACAACAUACUGUCCGGACACAGAACCUGGUCCAUAUACAAUCACUUUAUAUGCAGCAGUAGAAACCGGAGACGAAAGUGAAAUUGAAACUCGUACAUUUAUAACUACAAUAUGUGAUACGGUAUGCGAGACAGCACUUUCUUCUUCUGUCCAACCAGGUUCCAUGACAGCAGAGAUCUCUAUUUUUGAUAGUGCUGGUACUUUAACUAGUUGGUUUGGGUUUUCUAUUGCGGCUUGUCUUGUAUUUUUACUUUGAUUCGUACUUUUUUUUGAUUCUUUAAAUAUAAUAAAAGAUUUUUAAUACACUCUAAAAUUUCCUUGUUUCUUUAAUUUAAUGAUUUUUUACAUGAAAGUUGUAUUUCAAUUUUUCUAAAAGGUCGUUUUGAAUAUAAUCAAUAACUUUAACUAAAUUCUCUGCCGCUUAUGAAAGCUUUAGUUACAUACAAGGAUUCACGAAACAUUAUGAUUAGAUUAAUGCUAGUUGCAAUGUAAUAGUAUUUGAAUUUUCUUAGUUGUAUUUACAGAAUCAUGUUUACAUCCUUAAAAGAUUCCAACUUUAAAAUUAAGGCAUCUUGUUUUUUCUUUAUCUUCUCUAGUUUCCAAAACUGGAAUCUUUUUUCUCAAUAUACUUCUGCUACUAACUGUGA